AUGCCACAACAAAAAACUGGGAUUUCCACAACUACUACUUCCUCUUCAACUACCAACGAUGCUAUAACUCGUGUGGUGGAAUGGAAUGAUAAAAUGGAGAUUGAGUUUUUUCGUGCUGUAAUAAAAAAUAGACCUGUUGAUAUAGCGAAAGAAUUCAAUUCAAACAGUCCUGUAAAAUGUUCUAUUUCAGAAUUAUGGGAAAGAUUUGGUUUAUAUUUCAAUAUACAAAAACUCGAAGAAUUAGAACAUGAAUUUGAUGGUGAUGAUAAUGAUAAUGAUCAAGAAGAAAGCUCUCUUUUCGAAUUUAAUUUACCAAUGGAUGAAUAUCACAAUCUUAUCGCAGAAAAUCGUAAAGCAGGAGGAUCUUCACGUGGUGAAUCACCUUCUCCAUCAUAUAUAAAAGGUCAAAGAGGACGUAAAGGACAUUCCAGAACAUCAUCACUCACUGUCUCUUUAGAAUCUUCACCUGAGCCUGAAGAAACUAAAAAACCUAGAAGAACUCGGAUUACAAGGAAAUCUGACAUUAGCCUUGAAAAUAAUAAAACAUUGAAUAAGCGAGUUAGCAGAUCAAGAAAAACUUCCGACGCUAUUUCACCUACACAUAAUCUAUUAUUAUAA
Messenger RNA from Entrophospora sp. SA101, 618 nucleotides. The record is from the annotation of a GenBank genome assembly. NCBI's taxonomy places the organism in Eukaryota, Fungi, Glomeromycota, Glomeromycetes, Entrophosporales, Entrophosporaceae.